Alnus glutinosa is the source of this 1522-nucleotide messenger RNA. RefSeq names its product jasmonate-induced oxygenase 2-like. The record is from RefSeq and is a predicted model, not a curated record. Lineage: Eukaryota; Viridiplantae; Streptophyta; Magnoliopsida; Fagales; Betulaceae. The transcript is spliced from 3 exons. Bases 299 to 1387 code for a protein of 362 amino acids.
CAUAACCUUCCGUCCCGUGUCGCAUGCAGACAAAUUGGAUGACACACAGGCGACCUUCCACUCUCUCUUGCUCGGUCACCCCCACACAUUCACGCCUUUUAAAACCUCCAUAUAUUUCACGUUUCUCUUUCACGUCCAUUUCACUUCCAUUUCACUUCCCACUACUCGUCUGGCUCCAUCCUUUUUAACUACCACUCCCAUCGAUACUCUCUUCCCCAUCCCCAUCCCCACCUCUCUCUCUCUCUCUCUCUUUCUCUCUCUCUCUCUCUCUCUGUGUGUGUCUCUGUAGUACUGCAACAUGAACAGCUCGAGAGAUUGGCCCGAGCCAAUAGUUCGCGUCCAAUCCUUGUCCGAGAGCGAGAUACCCGUGAUUCCUGACCGAUACAUCAAGCCGCCAAGUGAUAGGCCGUCCUAUAACUCGGAUAUUGUGGAUGCUGGCGAUGAUGAUAAUGAUAAUAUCCCAAUCAUCGAUCUUCAAGGCUUAAAUGGCGACGACGAGACUCUCCGGGCCACCAUACUUACUCAAAUAUCCGAGGCUUGUAAACACUGGGGUUUCUUCCAAGUUCUCAACCAUGGAGUUAGUACCCAACUUCUGGACCGCGCCCAGGAUGUUUGGCGCGAAUUUUUUCACUUGCCAAUGGAGAUUAAGCAAGCUUUUGCUAACUCACCAAAAACUUAUGAAGGCUAUGGCAGCCGCCUAGGAGUUCAAAAGGGUGCCAUUCUUGAUUGGAGCGACUAUUAUUUCCUUCAUUACCUUCCAUUAUCGUUAAAGGAUUACAACAAAUGGCCUUGCCUCCCCGAUUAUUGCAGGGAUGUGAUCGACGAGUAUGGGAAAGAAUUAGUGAAGCUUUGUGGGAGGAUAAUGAAACUUCUGUCAAUAAACCUGGGGUUGGCAGAGGAUGUUCUUCAAAAUGCAUUUGGCGGCGAAAAUAUUGGGGCCUGCCUGAGGGUGAACUUUUAUCCCAAGUGUCCGCAGCCGGAGCUGGCUCUUGGUUUGUCAUCACACUCGGAUCCCGGCGGCAUGACACUGCUCCUUCCCGAUGCCCAAGUCCCCGGUCUUCAAGUCCGUAAAGACAACAAGUGGAUCACCGUCAAACCGGCUCGUCACGCUUUUAUUGUCAAUAUUGGCGAUCAAAUUCAGGUUCUAAGCAAUGCAAUUUACAAAAGCGUGGAGCACAGAGUGAUUGUAAAUUCAACCAAAGAGCGCGUCUCCCUCGCCUUCUUCUACAACCCAAAGAGCGACAUCCCCAUUGAGCCGGUGAAGGAGCUUGUGGCGCCGGAAAAGCCUGCUCUGUACCAACCGAUGACGUUCGAUGAAUACAGGCUUUUCAUAAGAUUGAGGGGUCCUUGUGGCAAAUCCCAAGUGGAGUCACUCAAAUCUCCAUAACACGCUUUUCUUCACUGUAAAUGAACAUGUACAACAAUCCCUUCAUUGACUUUUGGAUCCACUGUACAUCUUGUAAUCAUGAAGCAAUUCAUUAAAACAAAAUUGGAAAUAGCAAAUACAGAGAAUUUAGAGAUU